AUGGGUUUGUGGCAAUUUAGGAUUUUGAUCCUUGUAUCAAUAUGUUUGUCCCCUGUUUUGGUCCAAUGCAAAGUCAGGCAUUAUCAGUUUAAUGUGGCGACGAAAAGCACGACCCGCUUGUGCUCGAGCAAGCCCAUCGUCACCGUUAACGGGAAAUUCCCGGGCCCGACAAUCUACGCGAGGGAAGGCGACACGUUGCUCGUCAGGGUCAUCAACCGAGUCAAGUACAACGUAUCCAUUCAUUGGCAUGGAGUUAGGCAGCUCCGAACGGGUUGGGCCGAUGGACCCGCGUACAUUACGCAAUGCCCUAUUCAGCCGGGCCAUAGCUACGUCUACAAUUUCACGAUCACGGGCCAAAGGGGCACACUCUUUUGGCACGCGCACAUUCUCUGGCUUAGGUCCACCGUGCAUGGUGCUUUAGUCAUUUUGCCUAAGCUCGGCGUGUCGUAUCCCUUCCCAAAACCCGAUCACGAAAGGGUCGUCGUUUUAAGCGAAUGGUGGAAAUCCGACACCGAAGCCGUAAUCAACGAGGCGAUUAAAUCGGGCUUGGCGCCGAACGUGUCUGAUGCUCACACCAUCAACGGUCAUCCGGGACUCGUCUCGAAUUGUUCGUCCGCAGAUGCCUUCUCGUUGAGCGUGGCCCCAGGAAAAACGUACCUCCUCCGGCUCAUCAACGCUGCACUCAAUGAGGAGCUAUUUUUCAAGAUUGCCGGCCACCAGCUCACAGUAGUCGAGGUUGACGCUACUUACGUCAAACCCUUCAAAACCGACACCGUCCUCGUCGCCCCCGGGCAAACCACCAACGUCAUCCUCGCCGCCGACCGAGCCUCCGGCAAGUAUAUGGUCACCGCCUCACCGUUCCUCGACACAAUGUCGGUCGCCGUCGACAACGCCACCGCUGUCGCCGCCGUUCACUAUAUCGGCACGCUCGCCGCCGCCGCCACAACAGCCACCGCCCCACCGCCGCGCAACGCCACCUCAGUGGCCAAUGCCUUCCUCGACUCCCUCCGGGUUUGGUUUAUGCAUUGCCAUUUGGAGGUGCACACAACUUGGGGCUUAAAAAUGGCAUUCUUGGUGGAUAAUGGAAAGGGCCCAAACCAGUCCAUUUUGCCACCUCCUAAAGAUCUGCCCAAAUGUUGA
This is a messenger RNA of Striga hermonthica, 1140 nucleotides long. The record is from the annotation of a GenBank genome assembly. Lineage: Eukaryota; Viridiplantae; Streptophyta; Magnoliopsida; Lamiales; Orobanchaceae.